AUGUCUUCAGCAAUGCCAAUGUCUUCGGCCACGUCUUCGAGAGUAUUGACAGAAAAUGACAUUCCCGGUUCUUCUUUUGGUGGUAAACUUCCGGCAUUAUUUAAAAAGGACGAGCUACGUUUCUGGCUAAAAUGUCGGGGCGACUCGUUAAAAGGUCUUAAGACGAAAGCUCAAUACGUUAAAAGGUACAGUGUGUAUAUCUACUGUUUAGUCCUGCAGGUCUACACCUUAAUAACAAGAAACAAACAAGUUGUUUAUGUAGUAUUACGCUAUAUUAAGUUAUUAACAACUAAAUUAAACAUAAAUUUUAUAUUACCAAAUUAAACUCAGGCUCAGCGUACAAUUUUCAUACAUAUUUAUUUGUUUGUUGUGAUACAACUUAAUAUCGCUGCCAGUUUUCAAUAAACUAGGCGCGUAUAUUUUUACGUUUCAUUCUGAAAGGACAAACUCACAAAUAUUAAAAUUUAAUAAAUCCUAAUCCAAAAUGUAUUCAAUUUUUUAAAUUUAAAUGAAUGACCUUGGAAAGGUCGUCGCGACACAGUUUUUACCUUGAGUUGACCUUGUCUUGACAGAACAAAACACAAAAGUUGCAUUUUGAAAAAUCGAAACUGUUUAUUCAAACUUUCUGUUUAAUUCCGCACAUAGUCCAGUAAAUUCUUAGUUCUACAACUAAAAUCCCCAGAAUAUUUCAAAUAUCUAAUUCUUGUUUUUUAAGAGUUGAAGCGUAUAUCCAGUCAGGACGUGAUAAGUUUAUUACUGACCCGGACAAAGACCAAAUUUACACAAAGAGGAAACAACGCCGACUUAUAUUAGACGAACAGUCAAACAAAAAACAACUGAAUGGAACGACAGUUUACCUGUCCCUUGGUUGGUCGAAAGACCUCAAACGAAUGCCGUUUUUUACCAGGGCUGAAAUGAAUUUAUUUAUCGUAAAUUCCGGCAAAAACCUAACACACACUCCAUGCGUACAAAGUAACUUUAGGAAAGCAACAACAUUUUUACAUGAAGAAUAUUUGAAAAAUAUAUUUUCCAGCACUGACGAAAAAUACUUCUAUUUCAAAGCACAAUGUCACCAUAGUUUUAAGAAGAACGAUCCACCACAUGAAUUAAAAAUUGCCUUAUGUCUCAUUACUGGCAAUGUUAAAAAUGCUCAAUGUUCUUGUGUGGCUGGCAAAGUAGGCUUUUGUAACCAUGUUCUAGCCCUAAUGAUGAAGCUUUGCAAAUUCAGUUUGUACAACUGUGUUACUAUUAAUGAACUUGACAAUGAAAUUGACAUGCAACCACAGUAUUCUUGCACUUCCAAGCUACAGCAAUGGCAUCACAAAACCAGAGGAGAUGACAUUAAACCAGAACCUGUGAUGAAUAUCAUGGUUAACAAACCUACCACCAUGUCAGAUAAACCAGAAACAUCCAGAGGAGUUAGAUGUCAGUUGUACGAGGCACGAAACAAUCUAAAAAGGCAAACAACAGAUGAGAUAAAGUUUAAGUCUGCACUGCACAACAUCAACCAUUGCAUUCCACUAGCCACAAUUAUGCAACCCGAAAACAAUAGCUAUAUCCACACAAAGUUUGGUGAGAGCCCUGAAGGUUCUUAUGCAAGUUAUCAACUCAGUAUAACUGAGCACAAUUUUGAAGUUUGUUGCAGCACCGACUCAGUUCCUCGAUCACUAAACACUGUUUCACUAAAUUCUCCAAUACCGGGAUAUCCUUCAUUUCCUAUUUCAGACAUGCAGACACCAACUACAUAUACAACUGCCUCGUCUUUGGGUAAGGAAGAAAAACAAUUACUAGAGCACCUGACUUGUGAUUGCAACAAAGUAAAUGAUAUUGAAACCCAGACAAGGGACCAAGCUGAAUCUCAAGAGUGGGUUAACCAACGAAAAUUUCGAAUAACUGCUUCAAACUUUGGCUUGGUAAAAAACAGAAAAAGAAAUCAUGAAAAUUUAGUUACAAAUCUCAUAAACCCCAAGUCGUUUACAUCAAGGCAUACCAUGCAUGGCAAGAAAUAUGAAUCAGUUGCAAUACAGCAAUAUGAAAAGUAUAUGAGAGAUAGCCGUAAUCCUGUCACUGUUCAAAGAUCUGGUUUCGUGGUAGACUUGGACAACCCAUUUUUAGGGGCCUCACCAGAUGGAAAAGUAAUCGACUAUGGUUGCAGUGAGAUGUAUGGUAUUUUGGAAGUUAAAUGUCCAGAAACCAAAUUUCAAGUCACACCCCUAGAUGCAUGUUCUGACCCAGCUUUUUACCUUGAAAAUAUAGAUGGGAUGCCAAGGCUUAAACACAAUCACACAUAUUAUGACCAGGUUCAGGGUCAGUUAGGCGUUACUAAAGAUAAAUGGUGCGACUUUGUUGUUUAUACAAACAAAGGGAUGUGCAUUAAACGUUUUAGAUUGAAUGAAAGCUAUUGGUCUGAACUAAAGCACAAGUUAAGAUGCUUUUAUUUUGAAAAAUUUCUACCAAUAGCAGCAAUUGAAUUCACUAAGUGA
Messenger RNA from Paramuricea clavata, 2483 nucleotides. The record is from the annotation of a GenBank genome assembly. Lineage: Eukaryota; Metazoa; Cnidaria; Anthozoa; Malacalcyonacea; Plexauridae.